This is a messenger RNA of Cicer arietinum (chickpea), 547 nucleotides long. RefSeq lists its product as uncharacterized. Lineage: Eukaryota; Viridiplantae; Streptophyta; Magnoliopsida; Fabales; Fabaceae. The record is from RefSeq and is a predicted model, not a curated record.
AUAUUCCGAAUUGGAACAUAACAUUAACAAUUUAACAUAGGUCCUAAUUUGUUGUGGAAGAGAGAGAGUGACAUGGCUUCUCUUAGAUUCUCACUCAUCUCACCUGCCAGAUCACUCCCACACCUCAAAUUAGGGUUUCCUUCCAAACCUCAAAAUCCUCUCAUUUCCACUCUCAAAACAUCAUUUUCCACCUUCAGAUGCAUAAGCUCUAGAAGAUUGCAAACAAAUCAAAAACUAUUGACUGUUUCUGCUACAAACCCCAACACUGGAGGUGAAAAAUCUGCCAAUGAAGGAUCAGAUGUAAAGGAAACUAGCAAUGCUUCCCAGGGACCUCCUCUCCUUACUAUUUUGGCUGGAAUAUUUGUAUUUUUCCUCGUUUGUUGGGUCAUUGGAUCCAUUGGAAUGUGGUUGAUAAGCUUGAUUGUUAAUGUUCCCCCUCCAAAAUAAACAUGAUUGUUUGUUGUAAUGUGUUGUUUAUUUGUUAAACCAUUGUAUUAGUCCUUGGCAUUUUACUUGGUUUACUUUUAUGCAUUUGGACUUGAUACUA